Messenger RNA from Papaver somniferum (opium poppy), 590 nucleotides. Its product is annotated as heavy metal-associated isoprenylated plant protein 39-like. The record is from RefSeq and is a predicted model, not a curated record. Gene Ontology annotation, molecular function: metal ion binding. Lineage: Eukaryota; Viridiplantae; Streptophyta; Magnoliopsida; Ranunculales; Papaveraceae. Bases 112 to 474 code for a protein of 120 amino acids. The transcript has a single exon.
CUUCCUCACUACAAUUCUUUCAUUUUCGCUUACUCUCUUUACAAUUCACUCACACUCAAUUUGUUCUCUAGAUAUUCAUUUAUUACUAUUAAACUAAUUUUCAGAAGAACAAUGCAGAAGAUUAUAGUUUCCCUGGAUUUACACGACAACAGAUGCAAACAGAAGGCUAUGAAAUCAGUCUCUGGACUUUCAGGGGUUGAUUCAGUAUCAAUAGAUGUGAAAGACAAGAAGUUAACAGUAAUUGGAGAUGUUGAUGCAAUCCUAAUUGUGAGCAAACUAAAAAGACACUGUCAUACGACGAUAGUUUCAGUUGGUCCAGCAAAAGAACCAGAAAAGAAGAAAGAAGAACCGAAAACAGAGGCUACUAAUCAAAUAGUUGAUCUUGCUUAUGCUUACAGAGCUUAUAAUCCUCAUAUGAACACGCAUUAUUACCAGAGUGUAGAAGAAAAUCCUAAUGCUUGUGUUAUUUGUUAAAUUUUAUUUUAUUUUUUUGCUUAAUAAUAGGAUAAUCGCAGUUUCUAAAUUGGUUUAAUUGUUGAUUCAAAAUCUUGGGUACACAUCAAAUACACAUGGCAAUGGUAUUCAAGGAC